CUUCAAUUGCUUUCGUACCUCCCAGCUCAACAAUUUCAAACUUUACAAGUUACCGAACGAUAAUUGCGCAGGCGUUCUUUCUCGAUGCCAUGAUUCUCCGAUUGAACAAAAGGGCCAAUUACCGAUUUAUCCCUCAUAUACUCAAUGCAAACUCCAUCAAAACAACGACUUUUCAGAAAGAAAAGAAGAAAAAAAGAACUAAAAUUCGACCGUGGCGAAGGGUGCUGAUGCAUGCAGGUCUCGUGGCGAUAUACUUAUGUUAUUCCGUGUCCAGUAGAUGGCUAGCAAAGGGUCAUAUGCACAGUACUGAAGACCCAAUCCCACGAAAUCAUCACAUGGCAUGGCUAGAACGUCCCGAAGCCAGGAACGAAGCUGAGAGCGGACCGCGGGACGUAGCGGGGACAGAAGAAGAAAAAAAGAAGGAGGGGCAUAUAACACGGGAAGAGGGUGAAAAUCGAACAUCACCAAGGGCUCCAUCUUAACCAUGAAGACUCAGAAACCUCGCGCUGCUGAUGGAGUCGACCUGAAAUGGCUAGAUGGCAAAGCCCCCUCGACAACUCCCAGUGGUACCGCGUUUGGUGUGCCGUGGGCUCAGGGAGAAGUGGACAGGACCUCUCCCAUUGCUGUAUUGUCUGGAGGGUCCAGUGUACCAGUGCAAACGUGGCCUUUAGCCUUCUGGCCUGAUGGAACCCUCAAAUGGAGUGGACACGCACUACAAACAGACAGUGGUUUAUCGGACAGUCUUACGCUCUCAGUAGGUACACCUGCAGAGCCUCAAAACCCAGUGUCAGUACAACAAUCGAGUGAGGGUGUUACUGUCACCACGGGACCCUUCACAGCUAAAUUCAAUAACGGUGGAACGACACUCGUCAGCUCAUUGGAACUUCAAGGUAAAUCACACGUGCAAAACGGUGUCCUCGAGCUUCUCCUUCAAGAUGGCCCCGACCAGGGAGAAGUGCCAGGACCCCGCCCAACUGUGUCAUCGUUUCAGGGCAGAGUAGAUUCAGUUACGGUGGAACAAAAGGGUCCAGUUCGUGCAGUCAUAAAGGCGACUGGCAAAUAUAGCGGAGCCGGGCACGACGAUUUCCUGCCUUUCGUCGUGAGAUUUUACAUCUCUGCAGGUGCAACGUCACUUCGUAUGGUCCAUUUCUUUAUAUACGAUGGCGACCAAAACAAAGAUUUCAUCAAGGGAAUCGGCUUGACGUUCACAACUCCCCUCUCUGAUAAGCCUUGGGAUCGUCACAUUAGGUUUGUGACUACCGAAGGAGGGAUCUGGGGAGAACCAGUGGUUGUCCUUUCUGGGCUCCGACGGGAUGCAACUGCAGUAGUUCUGGAUCCCCAGUUCGAAGGGGAAGCCGUUCCUGAUAUCAGCGAAUGGCCGACUUCAGUAUCGUCGGAAGUUGAUCAGCUUGCUGUCUGGUCAGAUUAUACAUUGGACCAGUUGUCGUCCUCCAACUUCUCCAUCUCUAAAAGGACGAAUGCAGGAAGUAAAGCCUCCUUUAUCCCCCAUGCCGGUUUCGGAAAACGAGCUGCUGGACUGGGUUAUGUGGGAGGAGCGACUGGAGGGGGUGUUGUAUUUGGUUUGAAAGAUUUCUGGGAAGCCUUUCCAAGGGGGUUGGACAUUCGUGGUGCUCAUAACGAUAAUGCGACUGUCACGUUAUGGGCAUACAAUCCGAGGGGACCUGUACUCGAUAUGCGUCACUACGACACGGUACCUCACGGACUCGAUCUUUCCUACGAAGAUGUCGGUGAUCCUGAUCCUGACCCAACUGGAAUUGGAAGAUCCUAUGAGGUAUCGAUUCAAGUGGUACCAGCUACUCCUUCACGUAGUACGCUCGCGCAGCUUGCAGCCGUUCAUACCCAGACCCCUCAAAUUGUUGCAAGCCCCCAAUUCUACGCGUCUCACAAACUCUUUGGCGGUCGAUGGGAUGUCCCGAAUGCGUCAAGAGCCACCGAUAUUGAGAAGCGAAAGAGUAAUUUGUUGGAUUUCUACGUUGCCGAAAUUGACCAACGCAAUUUCUAUGGAUUUUGGAACUACGGCGACGUCAUGCACACCUAUGAUCAAACUCGCCAUACCUGGAGAUACGACAUCGGUGGUUUCGCUUGGGACAAUGGGGAACUCGGCACUGACUUGUGGCUUUGGAUGUCGUUUUUACGAACUGGACGAGCGGACGUGUUCCGGCUUGCAUCCGCGAUGACGAGGCACUUGUCAGAAACUGAUUUCCACCAUACCGGUCCGUACGCUGGACUUGGUUCGCGACACAACGUAUCCCAUUGGGGAGAUGGCGCUAAGGAAGCUCGUGUUGGGGCUGCUGCUUUGAAGAGACCUUUCUAUUAUCUUACCACGGAUGAGCUUAUGGGCGAUGUAAUGGAUUUUGCCCUUCAAGCUGGCGACACUAUCAUGAACUGGGACCCCCUCAGGAAGGCUUUACCUCGCGAUCACCCGAAUCCUAAUGCACCAGGAAGGUUACGUAUCGGACCUGACUGGGUGACUUUGGCUGGAAAUUGGUUCACAAAGUGGGAGCGUACGAACGACUCGCAGUGGUUGAAUAAGAUCAAAGUUGGCAUGAAAGACAUCGGUUCCUUCCAAUUCGGGCUGUUCACUGGUAAUGGGGCUGCAGUCGGAUGGAAUGCAGCAACUGGCCAUAUGUUUGAUGAAGGUGAAUCGGGAAGUGGCUCGUAUCACCUUACAAUGCUCUUUGGCGGAGGAGAACUACUCAUGGAAGCCAUGGACAUCAUUACAGAUGAACCGGAAUUCGAUGCUGCUUGGAUAGACUUCUGCAGACUGUAUAAUGGGACCAAUGCACAGAAAACCGAACGAUACGGCAAAGCAUUCAACAGUGGAGGGUUUAACAAUGUAGGCAUUCGUUUUCGCAGAAACACAACCAACGUGAUAAAUUUCUCCCCCUUCCACAGCUCUAUGCCAAGUUACAGGCUUAUGCUGGUGAACGUCUCAAUGAUAACUCGUUGAAGCAGGGGGCAUGGGAUAACAUCAAUAACGGGGAACCUAACGUUGCCAUCCCUGUCCAGAAAGUCGGCGGAACAGAUGUUGUCAAUCCUAUCAACGAGAUUCCUAAUAUCAACACGAACGAUGCGGCAUCGUUUUCUUUGGCUGAAUACGCAGUUCUCGCAAUCGCUCCGGAAUUGGCUCCCGCUCAGCGUAUUAGUGGGCACAAGGAUGGUCAAGAUCAACAGUCCGACUCUCUGACACUCUGUGGCUCCGUGGAGGUCAAGUCUGCGGUAGAUGAGGGUACCUCCGGCGGAAACCGCAACUCAACUGCAACGCGAUGGUCGAAGUGGUUAUGUUUGACUUAACUCAUGUAGCAGUCGUGUAGAUAAGAACGUUAAUAUUCAAGGCGUACACGACG
Molecule: messenger RNA, 3368 nt
Organism: Marasmius oreades (fairy-ring Marasmius)
Lineage: Eukaryota; Fungi; Basidiomycota; Agaricomycetes; Agaricales; Marasmiaceae
Exons: 21
Coding region: 485-2971 (828 amino acids)
Source: RefSeq, a predicted model, not a curated record